GUACACCUGCACGUGCGCGUUCACACACAAGCGCACGGGGACGGAUGAGACGGGGAGCGUUGCUAUGAGGAGGAGAGUGGAUGUAAAUGAAGGACGGCGCAGCAGAGACGGGUGCGGCGGAGGAGGGGGAGUCGCGCGCGGCGGGACAAGGUGAGGAGCGCCAGCACACGCCGACACGCUCCUCUGCAGCCCCGCAGCUGAACGCACGAGGCUGUCUGUGUGGGAGGGGGGUCAUCGGCUGACUUCCACGGCUGAAGCGCUGCGGCGCUCACUCGCACAAGUGGAGCUUCAGAAAAAUGAACUGUCAGGAUUUGCAGUGUGUGUUUGUGCAGAAAAACAAGGUGUGAACCGGCGCAGGUGGCGUGCUCGCUGUCCUCCAGUCAUCUGUGUGCGACUUUAUCUCCACAAAGCGUAAAACAAACAGGUUGUUCCCACUCUUUCUCUCAAUUGCUGCAGUACACAUUUUAAUCCCACUUUGACAUGUUUGACUUUUUCCUCCCAAAAAUCGCUGCUUAGCUGCUGAUAUUAAUAAGAAGAACAGAAACUGCUUUGUUGAAAGGAUUCAGACGUGAGUCACUCAGGAAGAUGAUCCCCCCCGCUGCUCUGCCUAUUGAAGGCAGAAAAGCAACAGGAAGCUGCAGAAAUCCAGACUGAAAGAAUUCCUGCUCAACAUCCUUACAUGAGACCCGCAUCCUCUCUGGUUGUGCUUAAAUGCUCCAAUCAUCUUUUGGCCACCGUACUUUUUGAUGAAAGAAUCUUCAAUAGCUGGACUGACACAGACGUGGACAUGUCUUCUCGACAGACAAACCUGAACUUAAGUCUAACAUGACUUGAAGAUGAUCGGCCCUCAGUUGGAGGCGGAGGAGAAAGACUGUCCUCCUCCAGAGGAGUUGGAGUGUAAGAUCUGCUACCAGCGCUUCAAUGUACACAACAGGAAGCCCAAAAUCCUGGACUGCCUGCAUCGGGUCUGUGCCCGCUGCCUCCUGAAGAUCCUGGAUGUGGCUGACGGAGGAGGCUGCAUCCCCUGCCCCUUCUGCAGACACCAGACUGAGAUCUCGGAGUACCAGGUGUCAGCCCUGCCGGAUGACAUCAACAUCAUGUCCCACCUGGAGAAGUCCAGCAGCUUAGAUCAGAACAGGGAGGUCCUCCUGACUCCACAGAGCUUCUCCUCCUCCAGUCCAUCCCGCGACUCCUCCAACUGCCUGGUCAUCACUAUAAUGGAGGUGCAGAGGGACUUGCAGCACUCCCCCAGCCAAAACGGUAGCUCCGACAUCUACGCCGAGCAGAGUUUGGACUCGGUUUCUAUCGGAUCCAAUGGACCUGCGGAUCACGACGCCCUGACCAAGCUCUGCAACCACGUGCCGCGGAUUCUGGUCUGGCUGCUGGGCUUCUUGUACUUCGGUUCACUGCCUCUAGGAAUCUACCUGCUGGUGAUCCAGAGAGUGACUCUGGGCAUUGUGUGCGUGAGCCUGGUGCCGUCCAGCCUGACGGUCUGCUUGGUGUACGGCUUCUGCCAGUGCCUGUGUCAGGGCAUGUGCGACUGCUCCUCCAGGGGCUGACCGGCGCCAACCGGCCGUUCCAGCAACACGGACCGAGCCGCUGCAGGCUGAUGGUUUGAGGAGAGAUAAACGCCCCGCGAAAAGGGCGAUUACCUCCAGGGGCAUUAGGAGUCCUGGCAGUGAGCUGUACUCAUGCAAAAUGAAGGGUGUGCUUUAUGUCUCUUUUUUUUUAACAACCACUGCAGCAUCUCUGACACCAGCUUGGCCGCAUCGCUGCAUUACUGUGACGUGUGACUCUUGUUGUGUGUCUUGACUAUAAUCUGGUCCAUUGUCGUUUUUGAGCGCAGACUGUUAGGAUUUCACCAAAGCAAAGACCUGACUAGUCUCAUUACCACCAUUCCUGACUGCUAAAAAUCCACUCAUUUAUCAGUCUACAGUUUGGGAAAAAGAUGUUUGUGACAAACAGAUUCGACUGACAUCCACACACAAAACAGUUAUUGUUUGUUUAAGACCCACUCAACUGUGUUUUUGAGGAAUCUCUGGUCACAUGCAAGACGGCGCCAGAAAUAAUCUCUAUCCAGCAGCUGAAAUUUCCCAACUUUAGCCAGUGACUUAAGCGGAAUUUCCCUAAACUUUAGAAAAUCCUAAAAAUUAUAUUUUAAAAACCUUUCUGAAUUAUCAGCUUUUAAGAUUUUAAAUGUGAGUAAACUGUAACGUUCUAACAGUUUAAUGUGUAAGAUGGGCUUCAAAUGGGACACAGAACGUUAAUCGUUUUAUUUCUUUCAGGUCAAUGUUAACAAAUUUUCAAAAACUACACCCGUUUACCUCCGGAGAAAAAGCCGACGAAAUGCAGAGAGUGUCACACAGAAAAAAUGUCAAAUUAGGUUGUAAAAAGAGAAAAGAAAGGAAAAAAAAGUUUGGAAAAAAGAGAAAAAAAUGGGGAAAAGGGUCAAAAAAAAAAAGAGAGAAAUAUGAAGCAAGAGAGAAAAAUAGGAACAAAAGUUGAAAGCCAAUGAUUUCGGGCGUAAAUUGUAUUUUUUCUGCCGGUUUUGCCAAAGGGAGGGACUUCCAGCUAUUAAAUUUUGAGCUCCAUAUGUUUUUCUCUUUGGACAGCUUCUCUUGAUGUUUUUAACAUGUUUUUGUGGCAUUUUCUUUUUUUAAAUGAGUACAUAAAAUUUGCAUUUUUGAGUUUUUAUUAUUCAAAUCCUUGUAAAACAGUAGCAGACAAAAAAAUAGUUUGAAAAAAGCAUUGUUACAUAGAACAAAUGCAAACUGGCGAAGGGAAAAGGGGGCGGGGUUGCUCUGCGCCAACAUUCUUUCCCACAACUCAGGUAAAUUUCUAAUGAACUCCUGCCACUCUGCAGAAACUAUGUCCAAGAAAACAACAAUGAUUAUUAUUAAAAUACC
Molecule: messenger RNA, 2906 nt
Organism: Oryzias melastigma (Indian medaka)
Lineage: Eukaryota; Metazoa; Chordata; Actinopteri; Beloniformes; Adrianichthyidae
Exons: 3
Coding region: 837-1559 (240 amino acids)
Source: RefSeq, a predicted model, not a curated record